UCCUUCUUCCUUAAUUUGGUUUUUCAAAAAUAAUCCAAAAAUCCUCAAAAUUUCUUCACCUACCUCUCUAGAUUUGAGGUUCCUGUCUUUGGUCGACGCGUGCACUGCACGUACCAGAUUCCCAAUAUUUUUGUUUCAGGCUACAAGCAUUGAGAUAAGUCCCAGUUCCAUAUUCAAACUUGUGGCAUCCGAAUAACCUCUCCUUAAAAAAAUCUCUCCAAAAAAAAUAUUCCCAAUUCCCUAUCUUUUUCUAGCAUUGAAAAUUCUGAUAAAAUUAUUAUGAGGCUUCAGCUUAGCAAUCUCAUUAUAUUUGCAGAUGGAAGGCAAUCAUAAUUCCACUUCUAAGGAUUACUACAAAAUUUUGGAAGUAGAUUAUGAUGCAACUGAUGAGAACAUCAGGUUAAGUUACCGGAAGCUUGCACUGAAGUGGCAUCCAGAUAAGCACAAGGGUGAUAGUGCUGUUACUGCAAAAUUCCAAGAGAUAAACGAAGCUUACAACGUGUUAAUCGAUCCUGAUAAGCGCUUUGAGUAUGAUUUAACUGGAAUAUAUGAAAUUGAUAAGUAUACUUUGCGGGAAUAUCUUGCCAGAUUUAAGGGAAUGAUUCUUACCUGCAAUGGGCUUGGUAUUAGUCAUACAUCAACAUGAACAACUAACAGACAGAAAUGAAUUUGCUGAAGAAGGUUAGCUCUUGUUUACAAUUUACAAAGGCUGCCAUGCUUAUUUCUGAGCGACUCUGGCCCUGGGAGUGACAGGGCCACUGUAUGAGUAACGAUAUGGAUCUUUUUUUCUACUUGUCGAACCUGAAAAUGUAUCUCAUCUUCUCAGUAUUAUUACAUCUGUAAUCGAAAUGAGGAUUCCUCAAGUAAAGAGAUAUGUGAUGGUGAUGGUGAUGGUGAUGGUGAUGUUGAGAUGUGUUCCAAUGAGGCAUGAUUUAUAGCUUGUAUGAGUUUGAUAGCGUAACCAAAUGUAUAAUUGAUAUAAUAUAGACAUGAGAGCUGUAAUUAUAGAGAAUGUCAUUCAUAAUUUAUUAGGCCCGCAAGCGAAGUAUACUAUCUAUACAAUAUAAUAAUGCUGUCGAUGAAAGCUACUAUUUCCCUGUCAAA
Molecule: messenger RNA, 1104 nt
Organism: Gossypium raimondii (Peruvian cotton)
Lineage: Eukaryota; Viridiplantae; Streptophyta; Magnoliopsida; Malvales; Malvaceae
Exons: 6
Coding region: 317-646 (109 amino acids)
Cellular component (GO): nucleus; cytoplasm
Source: RefSeq, a predicted model, not a curated record